CGGGCGGACGGGCAGGGUCGCUAAGAAACGGGUCCGGACGUCGCCCGCAGUGCGGGGAGAGGGCAGCGCAGCAUCGGCGGGCGGCUGGCUGGCGCGGGUCGAGGGCCCGACCAUCAGCUGAUUCUGGGGAGCCAGUCAAGCGCCCGCGGGGGCAAAGGGCGGGGCCGCGCCAACGUCCCCGCCGCGGCCGACGUCAGCGCCGCUUGCCGCUUGCCGCUUGCCGCAGGAUCGCAGGGGCGCAGCUCGCGGGCAGCUCUCCGCGGGAGCCACCGAGACCUCUGCGCUGCUCCGCGAACAUGGCCGACUCGGAGAACCUGGGCCCCGCGGAGCCGAGCCAGGCGGCGGCGGCAGCGGCGGCGGCAGCGGCGGCGGCGGCCGCGGAGGAGGUAAUGGCGGAAGGCGGUGCGCAGGGGGGAGAUUCUGACAGCACGUCCGGCGACUCCGACGGCGCGGUCGGUCAGACGGCUGAGGAGCCCCAGACGCCUGCAGAGAAUGCACCGAAGCCUAGAAAUGACUUUAUCGAGAGCCUGCCUAACUCGGUGAAAUGCCGAGUCCUGGCCCUCAAAAAGCUGCAGAAGCGGUGCGAUAAGAUAGAAGCCAAAUUUGACAAGGAAUUCCAGGCUCUGGAGAAAAAGUAUAACGACAUCUAUAAGCCCUUACUCGCUAAGAUCCAGGAGCUCACCGGUGAGAUGGAGGGGUGUGCAUGGACCUUAGAGGGUGACGAGGAGGAGGAGGAGGAUGAAGAGGACGAGGACGAGGAGGAGGGAGAGGAGGAGGAGGAGGAAGAGUUAGAGCCUGCGGCAGAGGCUGCAGCGGAGGCGGCGGCCGCUGCCGCCGAAAAUGAGGGUCCCCACUCUGCAGUGUCUGACGACGCCCAGAAAUAAGCGGGGGCAGAGAUUGCAGAGGAGAAUGACAACGCAGAUUAAAAACCCCGAUUUUUUUUUUUUUUUUUUUUUUUUUACACAUCGGUGGACUUGAAAAGGCUCAGGUUUUGGACCAAACUACAAUGUGAAUCAAUUCUGACAUUCCUAAAAUCAUAUUAAAUCGACGCAAUCAGAUUCUGCCCAGUCCGUUUCAAAUCUGAACACCAAUAUACCAAAAGGUGUUGCAAACGAGUUAAAUUUAAAAUGGUUUUUUCAUGAUCUCUUCUGCGAGGACUGGAGUUGAGACUUCCUAAGGGUGUCAAGUAGAUGUGAAGUAAAGAACGUCACUUUGAAACCCUUCGAUCACACUAUCAUCACACUACGCCCAGAACACCCAAGCCGAGACGGAACAUGUUCUCUAUGCCUAAUUCUUCAAUUUCUUUAGUCUUGCAUUUUUCCAGCGCAGAAGCGGAACCCAAGAAAAAUCUCAUCUUUAAGACUUUGCUUUCGUAACCCAGACAUCAGCUUUACGCUUCAGAGACGCUGAUGGGAUGGAGGAAGCCCGUGCCCGAGAUCAUGACAGUACUGUUAAUGAGGCCCAGAAAACUGCCACUUCCAAUUCGAAAGACUGUUCUGAAUAUUUGGUUCUGAGAAGGAGGGUGUAUAACCUGUACACUACGUCAACAUAUGUGUUCAUUAUUUACAGUCUCGUGUUUAUGUGUUUUCUUGGUAGUGUCUGUUUACAAAGGUGUUAAAAAAAAAACCCAAUGUUUAAGUAUUGAUCCCUUUAUCUAGCAUUUUAGAAAUAUUAAUUUACUUGAAAAGAUGUAGAAUCUAGUAAAUUCUGUAAAGCAUGUGUAUCCAAUGUUAUGUUUGAUCCUUGUGAUGUCUUUUUGUCUUGUAGCUUUUAGAAUGUAGCUGUGAAAAUUAUCAGAACUCUUCAUGGAAGCUAAUGUGUGGAAAACAUACAUACUUGAAGAACCAAUCCAACUGUGUGUCCCCACCCCCAGCUCAGAAGUAGAAAGGGUUUAAGUUUGCUUGUGUUAGCUGUGCCUUCAUUAUUUUGCUAUGUAAAUGUGACAUAUUAAAUAUAAAAUGGUGCAUAAUCAAAUUUUUCUGCUUGAGAACAGACUGUCAUACAGUAAAGGAUUUUUAGGAGGACACAUUUAAUGUAAAGACUCUUAGCUUCUUUGUGGGUUUUGAAUUGUGUGAUCUAUAAAGAAAUUUAAGCAUAACGUUGUUUACCACUGUGGUGUUAAUAAAACAGUAUUUUCAAAAAACAAAAGGACUCAUACCCUGACUGCCUGGAAUCAAAUCCCAGCUCUGCAUCCUAUUAGCAAUGAAUCUUGGGCAAUUACAUUAAUCUGUGUUCAGUUUCUCCUCAUCUAUAAAAGGGGAUAGUAACAGUCCCUUCCUCACAGGUUAUUAUGAAGAACAAACUAGUUAAUUUACAUAAAUCCCACAGACCAGUGUCUGACCCUAAGGGCUCAAGAUAUUUUAGCUGUUAUUAUUAUGGUUAUUAUUAUUAUAUGAAAGAUAAAU
Messenger RNA from Physeter macrocephalus (sperm whale), 2405 nucleotides. RefSeq names its product nucleosome assembly protein 1 like 5 (gene NAP1L5). The coding region runs from base 297 to 884 and encodes 195 amino acids. The transcript has a single exon. Gene Ontology annotation, biological process: nucleosome assembly. Gene Ontology annotation, cellular component: nucleus; chromatin. The record is from RefSeq and is a predicted model, not a curated record. Gene Ontology annotation, molecular function: chromatin binding; histone binding. NCBI's taxonomy places the organism in Eukaryota, Metazoa, Chordata, Mammalia, Artiodactyla, Physeteridae.